UCUCCGCAUCUCGCUGCCAGUACAUUCAGAACGAACACUUCAACACUCGUCACGGCAACCGAGACCACCUUCGCAAUAUGGCCGCCGCGAGCGACAAAGCACGUUUCUUUCUCGAGCAGUCCGUGCCGGAACUAAAAGAGUAUGAACGCAAGGGUAUCUUCAGCACCGACGAAAUCACCAGCAUCGCCCGCAGACGGUCCGACUUCGAACACAAGAUUAAUGCCAGAGGUUCGACGCCUACAGACUUCGCCCGCUACGCCGAAUUCGAGAUCAAUGUUGAAGCCUUGCGGCGAAAGAGGGUAAAGAGACUGGGAGUUAAAUCAACCACACAUAGCGGCAAACGGCGCAUUUUCUUCGUCUUCGAUCGCGGGACCCGGAAGCAUGCAGGCGACGUCGAUUUAUGGCUUCAGGCAUUAGAAUUUGCCAGGAAGGAAAAGGCUUACAAGAAACUUCAGCAAAUAUUCGCAAACGUUUUGCGCCUACACCCUCGAAAGUCGGACCUAUGGAUAUAUGCUGCAGAUUUUGCAAUGGACGAGAACGGAGACAUGACCGAGGCGAGGAGCUACAUGCAACGAGGCCUCCGAUUCUGCAAAGGAUCAAGAUCGAUGUGGUUGGAAUACGGAAGGCUCGAGAUGUCGUACAUUGCCAAACUGCAGGCUCGGCGAGAGAUCUUGGGCAUUACGGUUGGCGAAGCGAAACGUUCGACGGAGACUGCGGAAGAAGAUGAAAAUGUUCUGGAGUUGCCAAAAUUGACGGCUAUGGACGUCAACCCCGAUACUGAAGGAGACGAGCUCAACAAAGCAGCCUUGCAGAAUCUGGAUUCCACGCCUGCCAUGAGUGGCGCUAUCCCAAUUGCCAUAUUCGAUGCUGCUAUGGCUCACUUCCAAGACCCUGCAUUCGCCCUGGACUUUUUCGGCAUGGUCACAGAGUACGACAACCUUCCGGCCUGUCGGGGGAUUGCAGAGCACGUCGAAGCAGAGUUGAUGAAGGGCUAUGCGCAAGACUGGCACAGCCAAAUAUGCCACAUCCGUUUGCCGGUUGUCUCAGUACCUGCUGACUCCCCAGCAUUCGUUCCUGCAUUCAGAGAAGUGUUGAAGCGCCUGAAAACAGCCAGGGAAAAGACACACAGUCACGACUUCGUGUCUUCAGCAAGAAGCUGCUUACAGAGGCUUCUGGAGUCAUCAGACCUGGACCCAGCCAUCAAGACCGUCGGUGAUGCGGUGCUGGCGUCCUUGGAGGCUCAAUGAGUACGUUGUCAACAUAAUCCAGA
This is a messenger RNA of Exophiala viscosa, 1270 nucleotides long. Its product is annotated as U3 small nucleolar RNA-associated protein 6-domain-containing protein. The record is from RefSeq and is a predicted model, not a curated record. Bases 78 to 1247 code for a protein of 389 amino acids. Gene Ontology annotation, cellular component: small-subunit processome; Pwp2p-containing subcomplex of 90S preribosome. Gene Ontology annotation, biological process: maturation of SSU-rRNA from tricistronic rRNA transcript (SSU-rRNA, 5.8S rRNA, LSU-rRNA). The transcript has a single exon. Gene Ontology annotation, molecular function: protein binding; snoRNA binding. Lineage: Eukaryota; Fungi; Ascomycota; Eurotiomycetes; Chaetothyriales; Herpotrichiellaceae.